ACUACCUCAGGGAGAGAGAGGAAAAGAAGUAAAGUGUCGGCUGGGAGACCACCCGUCCCCUGCAGAGCUUUAGACCCCAGAGCCAGGCACAAUCAUCAUGUCUUCACAAAAGUACAUUUACUACCAUGGCAUUCCCAUGCCCUCUGAAGCUCACAACACCGAGAGCUUGGAGUACGCACGAAAUUUCUCUGUGGAAGACACCGAUGUGUUUGCUGUGACUUACCCCAAGUCAGGUACAGUCUGGAUGCAGGAGAUCCUCCCACUGCUGCUGAAUGGGGGGGAUACGACGCCGAUCAAAACCAUUCCUAACUGGGACAGGGUCCCCUGGCUGGAGGAGAAAAGAUUAGCAAUAGUUGUGGAUAAGCUGUCGUCUCCGCGGGCAAUGGUCACACAUUUUCCUUACCACCUCAUGCCUGAGUCCUUCCACACCUCCAAAGCUAAGGUGAUCAAUGUCAUGAGGAACCCAAAGGACGUUCUGGUGUCUUCAUACUUCUUCCAUCAGAUGGCCAAAUUCCUUGAUGAUCCAGGAACCUUCGAUGAAUUCAUGGACACAUUCCUUGAGGGCAAAGUGCUGUUUGGAAAAUGGACAGACCAUGUGAAGGGCUGGAAAUCUGCAGAGUUGGGAAACAGAAUAAUGUACAUCACAUAUGAAGAAAUGGUUCAGGACCUCCCCGCAGCUCUCAGACGUAUGGCUGAUUUUCUGGACCGUAAUCUGAGCGAAGAGGUCAUUCAGAAGAUAGCACAACAUUGCUCCUUCGGGAAGAUGAAGACCAACGAUAUGUCCAACUUCAGCCUGGUCCCUAAGCAAUACAUGGACCCUGACAAAUCUCCAUUCCUCAGGAAAGGUGUUGCAGGAGACUGGAAAAACCAUUUCAGCUCAGAGCAACUGGCCAAAUUCACAAAGGCCAUUCGGGCUGAGAUGGAGAGUGAGGGCUUCUCUCUGCCAUGGAGUCUGGAUUGACCAUCAACUGGAGCAAAGACCGAGAGGAAAGACAGAGCUACAGAAAUCAUAUCAAGACAAGUGGCUAACCAGGCACAAAGCUAAAAGCAUUUUAUUAUUAGCUUGCAUAAUAUCAUUAUAUGAUGUAACUAUUGCACAUAAAAAAAUGCUUUACUACUAACUAGUUUGUAACUAAGUCAUUAUGUGAAACAUAUUUACAAAUGUUUUUGUACUGAUUUUUAACAUUUACAAUUUGCUAAGAAAGGUGUUUCAUCUACACUCAACUCACUGUAUCCUUUUUUUUUUGCUUUAAUUCAUAUAAACAGGUUAUUACCUUUUCGUCAAACUAUAUUUUUUUUCCACAAAUGAAUUGACAAUAUCAUUGACAAACAAACACAUUAAAACAGCCUCUUGUGUUGUGUAUAUAAUCUAGAUUUAAUUAUUUGAGAAUUUAAUUUCUCAGUAGUCUCAAUCUGCCAAACUCCUUGCAAAAGAAAAUGAAAGGGACACAUUUUUUUUUAAAUUAAUGGGGUAAUUAUUGAAUCAUUUUUGUUAAAUUACGAUUAUAUUUUACACCUCUAUUCCGUUAUACUGCUUCUGGGCUUUUAUCAUGCACAUUUUAUCCAUCAUUGAUGUUUUUAUUACUGGAGUAUUGUGACAUUUUAACAGAUAGGUGGCACUCCAUUGACUGACUUUAUUAAACUUUUGAUUCACUAUUA
Messenger RNA from Centropristis striata (black sea bass), 1659 nucleotides. It is a transcript of the gene sult2st3, whose product is annotated as sulfotransferase family 2, cytosolic sulfotransferase 3. Gene Ontology annotation, cellular component: cytoplasm. Gene Ontology annotation, molecular function: sulfotransferase activity. The record is from RefSeq and is a predicted model, not a curated record. Gene Ontology annotation, biological process: sulfation. The coding region runs from base 98 to 961 and encodes 287 amino acids. Lineage: Eukaryota; Metazoa; Chordata; Actinopteri; Perciformes; Serranidae. The transcript is spliced from 6 exons.